AGCAACUUGGGGUCCCCUUCCCCAACCCCCCUGCAGGGAUGUCUCGGAGAAAACAGCGCAAUCCCCAACAGCUCAUCUCUGACUGUGAAGGGUCCACAGCCUCUGAGAACGGAGACACUGGGGAUGAGUCAACCCCAUUAUCCUGUCCCUCUUGUCAUAUCACCUUCAAGGAUCCCUCCAAAAUAGCUGCUCAUGUAGAUUCUGGCUGUCCGGAGCAACCCACCUGCUCCACCAUUGCUGCUGCUGGUACCACUACUGGAACCACCAUUGUUUCCUCCUCCUCUUCCUCCUCUUCUGUCGAGAUCCGUCCUGAAAGUCCUCCAAGCAUGGACGUUGAGUCUGGGAGCCUACUGACAGACUCAACCCAAGAACCAGUCCCUCCCCGACCUCCUCCGCCUCCUCCGACACUGCCUCCAGGUGCCACCGUCCCUGCCGGACACCUCAACAUCCCUCUCAUCCUGGAAGAGCUCCGUGUCUUGCAACAGCGUCAGCUCCACCAGAUGCAAAUGACAGAACAGAUCUGCCGUCAGGUGUUGCUCUUGGGGUCUCUGGGCCAGGUAGGCUCCCCAGCACCUGCCACAGAGCCGACGCCAGUAGCUUCUCUCCCUCCCAAGCCCCCCUUACCGGUCUUUUCCAUCAAAACCGAGCCAGGAAGGACCCAAGCAUCCAGCUCCCCUGAAGUGCCCAAGCCCGCUUUCUUCCACCUUUACCAUCCAUUCCCUGGUGGGACUCGAGUCCCCAAAACUGAGCAGCUUUUAGCUCCAGCCUUCCCCACAGCUACUGGCCUCCUGGCUGCUCAGUGUUUAGGUACUGCCCGGGGUUUGGAGCAAGCAACUUCUCCAGGCCUGCUGCGACAGAAGAAUGGAGGCAGUGGCCCCACUGAAAGCAACUUGGAGGAGAAGCCAGGUGGGCGCCACAAGUGUCGAUUCUGUGGCAAGGUCUUUGGCAGCGACAGUGCCCUCCAGAUCCACCUGCGCUCCCACACAGGCGAGCGCCCUUAUAAGUGUAACAUCUGCGGUAACCGCUUCACCACUCGUGGCAACCUCAAGGUGCACUUCCACCGCCACCGGGAAAAAUACCCUCAUGUCCAGAUGAACCCUCACCCUGUCCCUGAGCACCUCGAUUAUGUCUUAACCACUUCGGGGUUGCCCUAUGGCAUGUCUGUGCCACCUGAGAAAGUGGAGCCAGGAGAGGAGACCACUACACCUCCCGCUGCUGAACGCAAGGCCCUUAGUGCUACUGAGAGCUUGACACUGCUUUCUGGGGCCACGCCAUCUGGGGCCACUCAGGCCCUGCCGAGUUUCAACAAAUUAGUCCUGAUGAAGGCAGUGGAAGCUAAGGGGAAGGGAGAUGAGAACACUCCACCAGAAAGGGAGGCAGAAGGCACUCGGCUUCAGUUGGGCAAGUUAGUGGGCUCGCUGCCCAGUUGGGCCUUGUUGGCCAACCACUUCAAAGCAGGCACAGCAGUGGGGCCCUUUCCCUAUGUCUUGGAGGCUUCACCCUCAGAGACCUCCAAGCUGCAGCAGCUGGUGGAAAAGAUAGACCGUCAAGGGUCUCCAUCUUCCUCCUCCUGUGCUGGCCCAGGAUCCACUCCGCAAGUGGUGGCUGGUUCCUCAUCUUCUUCAUCCCCACCUACAUCUUCAGGGUCCAACCAGUGUGUGAUCUGCUUGCGGGUCUUGAGCUGCCCCCGGGCUCUGCAGCUUCACUACGGGCAGCAUGGAGGGGAGAGGCCUUUCAAGUGCAAGGUGUGCGGGAGAGCCUUUUCCACCCGGGGCAACCUACGAGCCCACUUUGUUGGCCACAAGACCAGCUCAACAGCCCGAGCUCAAAACUCUUGCCCCAUUUGCCAGAAGAAGUUCACCAACGCUGUUAGCCUCCAGCAGCAUGUCCGCAUGCAUCUCGGUGGGCAGAUCCCCAAUGGCGCUCUCCUCCCAGAGACCCCUAUCCCUGAGGGAUCCACCCUAAGAGAAGGAGAGAAGCAGCAGCAGCAACAACAACAUCAGCAAUCGUCUCUUCCACUGGAAGAGGAACUGUCCGAGGAAGAAGAAGAAGAACCUACAGAUGAAGACUCUCUAGAAAGUGGUGGGGAGAAGGUGGAGGGACCUUCCAGCCCUGAACAGGAGGCUCCAGGUCCUGCCAAGGAAGGAGAGGAGGUAGUGCAUGCAGAAGAAGAAGAAGAGGGAGGCCCCUGUACUGCUUCACCAUCCGGGCCUGGAAGCCCUCAGCAUCCCAUGCAAGAAGGGGAGGAGAAGGCAGAAGCGGAAAAAACCGAAGAGGGAUCUUCACCAAAGGAGGAACAGGAGAAGGAAAAGGGAACAGGAGGGGAAGGACCCUCAGAAAAGCAACAGGGCAGUCAAGCCAAAGAGGGGCUGACACUGGUGUGUGGGAUCUGCAAGCAGGCAUUCCCCGAUCGGAACACUCUGCAUAAACAUAUCCUGACAGCUCAUCCACAGGUUCAUCUUGGCAGUCAUGUCUGGAGCAGCAGCCAGGCACGGCGUGGCCGGCGCCUACCACUCGAGGGCACCGUGCCAGGGCUGUCAGGAAACCAAGUCAAGCUGCAGGACUUCCUGGGACGUGACAUACCAGGCCAGCUCGUCGGGGUGGGACCCCUCUCUUUCUGGAACCAGUACACAGCCUUCCUCUCUGGAGGCCUCGCAACCAAACCUGUCCAUGCCGCUGCUGUUCCCAUCUCUUCUACUGCCUCCUCUUCUUCUUCUGCUUCCAACCUGGUCACCCAGGGCCUCUUUGGAUCAAGCAGUGCACCUGCGAAGACGGGCCCUGGCGAAACCAAGGAGAAACCACCAGUAGGACCUCUACUGCUGCUUCCACCGCCACCGCCACCACUACCAUCAGCCCCACCACCAGAGGUAGCUCCAGAGAACCAAGAGAAGGGGGAGAAGUAACUUGACUGUGAAAAUAGCCUCCCUAUCAGGAGGAACUGUUUUAGUGAAACCAAGGAAUGGGGGGGAAUGAUAAAGCCUACACCAGGUCCUUCAGAAGUGACUCCAGUCUUAAUUUUAGCAGCCUUUUAGUGUUUUAUUUUUAAUGUAGCUUGGAUGUCCAUCGGCCAGAAGGCAGGAUCCUGAUAUGGGGCAAGGGAAUAUGGCAUACACUCCAUACUCUAGGGCAGAGAAAGGGAGUUCCCUUGACUGUAGAGCAAGAUGCCAGACGAUCCAUUCCUGCAAAGGAUUGGCAUCUUGAAUUUUCACUCUACCCCAAUAAAAAUGGUUUGACAGAA
This is a messenger RNA of Sceloporus undulatus (fence lizard), 3238 nucleotides long. It is a transcript of the gene SALL2, whose product is annotated as spalt like transcription factor 2. Lineage: Eukaryota; Metazoa; Chordata; Lepidosauria; Squamata; Phrynosomatidae. The transcript has 4 exons. Gene Ontology annotation, molecular function: RNA polymerase II cis-regulatory region sequence-specific DNA binding; DNA-binding transcription factor activity, RNA polymerase II-specific. Gene Ontology annotation, biological process: regulation of transcription by RNA polymerase II. The coding region runs from base 39 to 2903 and encodes 954 amino acids. Gene Ontology annotation, cellular component: nucleus. The record is from RefSeq and is a predicted model, not a curated record.